Bactrocera dorsalis (oriental fruit fly) is the source of this 273-nucleotide messenger RNA. RefSeq names its product anaphase-promoting complex subunit 11 (gene lmgA). The coding region runs from base 1 to 258 and encodes 85 amino acids. Gene Ontology annotation, cellular component: anaphase-promoting complex; nucleus. Gene Ontology annotation, biological process: positive regulation of mitotic metaphase/anaphase transition; protein ubiquitination; anaphase-promoting complex-dependent catabolic process. The transcript has 2 exons. Lineage: Eukaryota; Metazoa; Arthropoda; Insecta; Diptera; Tephritidae. Gene Ontology annotation, molecular function: zinc ion binding; ubiquitin protein ligase activity; cullin family protein binding. The record is from RefSeq and is a predicted model, not a curated record.
AUGAAACUGACAAUUAAAUCAUGGACUGGCGUAGCAACUUGGCGAUGGAUCGCAAAUGAUGAAAAUUGCGGCAUCUGUCGAAUGUCUUUCGAGAGUACCUGUCCGGAGUGUUCGCUACCUGGUGACGAUUGUCCUUUAGUGUGGGGCGUGUGCUCACACUGUUUUCAUAUGCACUGCAUUGUUAAGUGGUUGAAUUUGCAAACUAUGAAUAAGCAAUGUCCCAUGUGUCGCCAAAGCUGGAAAUUCAAUAUACAUUGAGCAAAAACAACACUU